AUGAGUGAUGAUUUUCCUUGCAGGCGAAGGAAAAUCAGCUCGAAAGAAAGAAAAUGGGAAGAAUCGUUUUCAAAUCCGGAUCAAACAGUAAUUAUGUGGCCAGAGCAGGCAGCAGAACAUAUAGAUAUUUUAACAACACUUUACAAAUCCCAACAUGACGAUCAAUUUGAUGAUAAGGAGUGGACCAUUGUUGUGGAAGAGGUAACUUCUAAAGGAAGAAGGAGACCUAUAGCUGCUGUUCCGCUCAACAUUCGCCUUUUCAUUAUGGAUUUUGCUGAUCAGAAGUCUGAGCUUAAAUUGAAGCUCCGACCGCUUAUUCCUCAAUUAAAGCAAUGCAAUUUAAUGCUACUACUUUCAAGUCAACUGCUCAAGGAAGGAUUCAAAGAUGAUGUCAGUCUUGCCUCAACUGUUUCCCAUAAUGGACGGGAUUCGAGGGAGCAAAGCGUAUGCGAUGCCCUCAAUGCCUCUGAGGAACAAGUCGAUCAUGGCGAUGCUAAAAAAGAACUGGCUCUCGUUGUAAAUACAAUUCAAAGCCAGUCAUGGUCUUCGGACACAAAGAAGGUCCCGAAGACAGCGCCUAUUGCUGUAGAAGAGGCGGAACAGUCUGACAAUCGUAGUACUCCCGGUAUACAACAACAAGCCGCUGGCUCGAAGACUGAUUCAUUCACUGGUGAAGUGAACGUUGUUCAGCCACAACGACAAGAGUCCGAAUCAUCCGCUGGCCACGAUGCUGCUGGAGGAGUUCGGCCGCAUUGGCGAGUGUCAAGUGAAGAGAAAGCAUCAAAAGAACGUGAAACCUCUUCCACCAAGCCUACAUUGUCUUUCUUCGAAGUUGACGAGAAUUCGCAUCCUGUGCAGGUGACACCUCCUCAGCUUAUCAUUGGCCAGACUCCGUCACCGAAGACCAUCGGUAGGUCCCAUUCUCCGCGAGUACCAUCUCGCGAGCGCGCUCCUGAGCGAGUGGAGGGAGAAGCUCUGUUAGCCUGGGCUCAGCGAGUUACGAGCGGGUAUCAUGGAGUGAAAGUUAACGAUUUUACAAAGUCGUGGCGAAGUGGUUUGGCUCUAAAUGCGCUGCUUCACUCUUACAGGCCAGAUUUGGCAGGAGACUAUGAUGCUUUAGACUUCUCUGAAACAAUGAAUGGCAGAAAAACGAAUGUGAAAAAGGCCUUAGUUGUGGCAAGAGCGAUGGGAGUUAAUGACAUUCCGGAUGAAAACGACAUUCUCACACCUGACAGCAAAAUCAUUAGACUUCUCCUUGAACGGUGA
Molecule: messenger RNA, 1266 nt
Organism: Ostertagia ostertagi
Lineage: Eukaryota; Metazoa; Nematoda; Chromadorea; Rhabditida; Trichostrongylidae
Source: the annotation of a GenBank genome assembly